AUGUCCUCGAAUACGGUUGAUUCUUUCUUUAAUUUUUUUGGGAGGUGGGACCCGCAAGCACCGGAUUUUUUUGCGGAGAAGCGACGACGAGAUCAGAAACGGCAGUCCGACAAAGAGAAGCGACAUGCGUUGAAGAAGAAGAUGAAGGCCCCGAAAGCAGAGAACAUGAAGCUGAAGCAGACUGCGGCUAAGUCGAGCGGCGCCAAAGUCGACGAGCCCAAGAAGACUUAG
This is a messenger RNA of Anthostomella pinea, 231 nucleotides long. The record is from the annotation of a GenBank genome assembly. NCBI's taxonomy places the organism in Eukaryota, Fungi, Ascomycota, Sordariomycetes, Xylariales, Xylariaceae.